UUCUUUGCACUGGGAAUGCGGGCGUACCAGCAGGGUAUCUGUGUCUGUUCUAUUUUUACUGACCAGUUGCAGUCUGCCUUCAACAUAAUACUCCCAUCCUUUCUCCAUCCUCUCACAAGAAAAUCCAAGAUCACAGCUUCACGCAAACUCCUCUUGAAGAGUUUGAUGCUAGCCAAAGCUAAAGAGCAGUGGGAACAAGAGCAAGUAGACAAACAGGGAGAGAAGGAGAGAUAUUUGGCAGAACGGGUCACGCCUCUGCGAACCAGUGGGCUUUCCUUCAGCCAGCUCCAGGAUCUGUGCAGGGAGCUACAUGAGAAGGUUGAUGUUGUGGAUGAGGAGCGAUAUGACAUCGAAGCAAAAUGUACUCACAACAUGCGGGAGAUUAAAGACCUGAAAUUGAAAGUGCUCGACCUCCGGGGAAAGUUCAAACGGCCUCCCUUGCGACGUGUCCGUGUCUCUGCUGACGCCAUGCUGAGGGCUCUUCUUGGCUCUAAGCACAAGGUUUCCAUGGACCUGAGAGCCAACCUCAAGUCUGUCAAGAAGGAGGACACUGAAAAGGAGCGCCCCGUGGAAGUGGGUGACUGGCGAAAGAACGUGGAGGCCAUGUCAGGAAUGGAGGGCAGGAAGAAGAUGUUUGAUGCUGCCAAGUCUCCAACAGGACAGUGAGAAAUCCUGCAUGGAAGGAUGAAGACCCUCCCCCUCAGUGCCUGCAUAUCUUUCCCUCCCUCUUUCCGCCUUGGGUGCUCCCUGCUCUGGCCUCUUCUUCCUGGGCUAGUUGUAGAGUCUCUGCAUUUGUGGUCAUUAUUAAAGGAUUAAAUGACUUUGCUCUUCA
Hemicordylus capensis (graceful crag lizard) is the source of this 832-nucleotide messenger RNA. It is a transcript of the gene TNNI1, whose product is annotated as troponin I1, slow skeletal type. NCBI's taxonomy places the organism in Eukaryota, Metazoa, Chordata, Lepidosauria, Squamata, Cordylidae. The transcript has 7 exons. The record is from RefSeq and is a predicted model, not a curated record. Bases 16 to 666 code for a protein of 216 amino acids. Gene Ontology annotation, cellular component: troponin complex. Gene Ontology annotation, biological process: muscle contraction.